AUGGACAUUGACGAGGCAGCAACAGACAGACAAAUGGUCACUCCAGGUGAAAUCAUCACAAAAGACUCGGCCUUUAUGAGAGGUCACGGUACAUUUACUGAGGAGCAGGCUCUGGUUGCAUCGGUUGCUGGUGUUGUCGAGAGAGUAAACAAGUUGAUUUCAGUCAAACCGCUCAAAUAUAAUGGCGAGAUUGGCGAUGUUGUUGUUGGUAGAAUUAGCGAGUUGGGACCUAAACGAUGGAAAGUGGAUAUUAAAGGACGCCAGCACGCUGUCUUGCUCUUGUCAUCGAUUAAUCUACCAGGAGGUGUUCUACGUCGUAAAUCGGAAUCGGAUGAAUUGCAAAUGCGAACGUUUUUUGCCGAAGGAGAUUUAUUGAGUGCUGAAGUACAAGCGUUUUUUGGAGAUGGUGCAGCAUCACUACAGACUCGAGGUAUCAAGUAUGGCAAGUUACGCAAUGGAUCUUUGGUGAUUGUUCCAUCUGCUCAAAUUAAACGAUCAAAGUCACAUUUCAUCACACUUCCAUGUGGUGUAGAUGUUGUUUUGGGUGUGAAUGGCUACGUGUGGGUUUCCAAACACAUACCAGUUGAUCCUGAAUGGGCCAACCAACCAGAUGGACUUUAUACAAAUGAGAACGAGUCGAUAUCUGAUGCUGAACGUGAGGCUAUUGCUCGUGUAUGCAACGUGAUUACUCUUCUUGGUCGUCAAAACUGUGAAGUACACGAAAGCUCUAUUGUAUAUGCAUUCGACGCAUCUCUAGAUUAUCCAGUAAAAGAUCUUCUCAAAACAUCUGUUCAACAAGCAGUUAUCAAUCAGGCAUCAGCCUUGUUACGAGAAGCCAAAACCCAAUAAACAUUUGAUGUGC
Messenger RNA from Batrachochytrium dendrobatidis JAM81, 862 nucleotides. RefSeq names its product exosome non-catalytic core subunit RRP4. Lineage: Eukaryota; Fungi; Chytridiomycota; Chytridiomycetes; Rhizophydiales. Gene Ontology annotation, molecular function: RNA binding. Gene Ontology annotation, cellular component: nuclear exosome (RNase complex); cytoplasmic exosome (RNase complex). The record is from RefSeq and is a predicted model, not a curated record. Bases 1 to 849 code for a protein of 282 amino acids. Gene Ontology annotation, biological process: poly(A)-dependent snoRNA 3'-end processing; exonucleolytic trimming to generate mature 3'-end of 5.8S rRNA from tricistronic rRNA transcript (SSU-rRNA, 5.8S rRNA, LSU-rRNA); CUT catabolic process. The transcript has 8 exons.